AUGGAAAAGUCUUCUUUCAAGGUGAUUAUUGUAGGAUGCUCCAUCACUGGAAUGACAUUGGGACAUUGUCUCGAUCGCGCUGGCAUUGAUUAUGUCAUUCUUGAGAAACAUGAAAAUAUAUUUGCAGAGCCCGGUGUUUCUCUUGGCCUGAUGCCAAACGGCUCUCGCAUCUUGGAGCAGCUAGGCAUCUACUCUGGGGUGGACGAGAUCUAUGAACCCAUUCACAAAAUAUACCAGUUUCUUCCUGACGGAUUCGGCUUGCCAUUUUGUGUUAUUGCGAGACAACAUUUUCUCCAAGUGUUGUACGCAAAAUUCGAGGACAAGUCCCGGAUCCACAUGAGCAAAAAGGUGGUCGAGAUUAGCCACGGCAAAUCAAAUGUAUCUGUCACAGCUGCAGACGGGACAACCUACGAGGGUGAUCUUGUUGUCGGAGCAGAUGGAAUUCACAGUGCUGUACGCUCUGAAAUGUGGCGGAUUGGAAAUUCGGAGCAGGCUGGAUUCAUAACGGAAACGGAGAAAUCGGAAUUGUCGGCAGAAUUCGCAUGCGUUUUUGGGGUUUGUAAAGCGGUUCCGGGCCAGGGUCGAUGGGAACACAUUCUGCGAUACAAUGAAGGCUUUUGCUUCAUGUUCUUCCCCGCAACCGGUACCGACGUCUUCUUCAACGUCAUCUACAAAUUGAAGCAAAAGUACAAGUAUCCCAACAUUCCGCGCUUCACCCAAGAUGAUGCCUUUAAAGUUUGCGAAUCGGUUGGAGAUUUUCCUGUGUGGAAGGACAUCAAAUUCCGCGAUGUGUGGGAACAAAGAACCAGCUUUGCCAUAGUUGCAUUGGAAGAGCACAUGUUUACGAAUUGGCACCACCGACGAAUAGUCUGUGUUGGAGAUAGCAUCAGCAAGAUGACUCCCAACAUGGGACAAGGCGCCAAUACUGCGAUUGAAACGGUGGCGGCCCUCACAAAUGAGCUUCGGACCUUGGUAAAGGCCAAUCAUCCAGACAAGCCUUCGGAGUACGAGCUGAAUAAUAUGCUGCAAAGAUUCAAUCGUAAACAGUUCAGACGCCUAACAGCGGUUCAUGGAGAUGCUCGCUACGUCACUCGACUCGAGGCCCUGGAUGGGGCUAUGCACUGGAUAUUCUCCCGGUAUAUCAUGGGCCAUUGCGGAGAUGUGCUCUUGGGCAAUACUGCGAGAAUUGUGUCAGGUGGUAAAGUGUUGGACUUUAUACCAUUGACGGCUCGUUCUGGCAAAGACUGGCCUCCGUGUCCAUGGCAACAUUCCUUUGGAAUCUCAGAUAUGAUUGACUUUUGCAAGAAAAUGUCGAUUGCGUUCUUGAUUGCUUUGGUUGCCGUUGUCCUCAGUGCUUUCGGAGCUGGUCGCCACUAA
Molecule: messenger RNA, 1377 nt
Organism: Metarhizium brunneum ARSEF 3297
Lineage: Eukaryota; Fungi; Ascomycota; Sordariomycetes; Hypocreales; Clavicipitaceae
Gene: aurC
Product: FAD-dependent monooxygenase aurC
Molecular function (GO): FAD binding
Source: RefSeq, a predicted model, not a curated record